GUUCGAUCUUGAACGGUCGCGCCGUCCUUUUGCUGUCGAAUAUCGUACCGUCGGCGACACGAUGAGCAGUGGCGGUAGCAGCAACAACAACGUGUACCUGAGCAGCCAUCGUCCCCGGUACCCCGUCGUCGAAUGGACCGACGACACGUGUGCGCAGUACUUGACCGUCAUGGAAGGCCUCCUCGCUGACGCGCUGGACGCCGACCUUGUCAAGUCGACUGUCCAUCGAACGUACGAGGUUGCCCGCGACACGAACGAAUGGAGUGUAUACCACCGCGUGGUCCCGCCGCGGCGCCACGAAUACGUUUGCAUUGGGAAGCUCAAGACUACCCUGUCGGCGAUCCAAGCGGCGCUGUACACGAAAGACUCGUUUGAGUUUCGAUCGGUGUGUGCGCUGUUGUACCCGGCGCACAUUGAGGACGCGGCGCUACUGCAAGUCGUGCACCAGCGCACGCGAGCCGAUCGCGGCCGGUUCUUCGGAAUCAAAUUCGUCGCCCUCAAUGCUCCGUCAGGGUUGGACGCAAAGACGACCGUCAAGGAGUUUCUCUACGUCGAAUACAGCGGCACAUGCUCGGAUGGGCGCGGCGUGUCGACGUAUUUUGUCUUGACGUGUCCACUGUCGGCGACCCAGGGCCUGUGCGCGAACGCUGGUUGCGUCAAGCUCUAUCGGCAGCAGUCGCCCUUCGUUGUCGAAGUUACCACGCGCGCCAUUGUCGUCCAAAAGCAACCUGACGGGCGCGGCAACCGGGGGUCGGUCGGACUUGCCAUGCAACACGCGCUGUCGCAAGGCCAGUUGAUGUACUGGAAGGCGUUGGACGUCCUCAUCCCCCGCGGACUCGCCAAGGACCUCCUGUCUCUGCCGCAGGAAGCAACUUUGCCAGAGUCCCGCCGGCUAGCCACGGGGCCAUUUGCCCAAGCGUGGGGACACAGCUACAAGUGUGUGACGUGUCAAAAGUCCUUUCACCUGCUGCGCCGCAAGCACCAUUGCCGUCACUGCGGAUGGAGCAUGUGCGGCAACUGCAAAACCGUGCUGCCGUGCGUGGAUCGAUCUCGUGACGUUGGGGUGUUUCUGUCGACGGAGACGUUUUGCAAGUCAUGCUUGGUGCAAGCCCGCUUGGAAGCGUACCAAGCCCCGCCGGCCGUCGCGAGUGCCGCGCACGACAGCGACCUGGACUCGUUUGAAGCCAUUCAAUUGUACGAUCCCGAGCAUCGCAAUACGGAAGAGAUUCUCGAUUUGCCAGCCACGCCGACGAACGACGCAAUCGAAUACAGGACGUCGCGAGGAAGCCCAACCCCGUCGUCAGCAUUCAACCUUCCCGCGAAUUCCCAGCACCGCAACAUGAUGCUGGUUGACGCCCCGCCCCGCCACCGCGACCUCACGAUGAUUCGGCUCUACAACGGGCCAGCGAGUGUCGCUCCCGGGAGCAAUCAAAUGGAGUUCUUGACCGACUAUGAUCACAGCGACAGUGCCAAGCCUUCGCAUCACCGGACGUCGCUACCGGCACGUCCUUCCUUCCAGCGAUAUUAAUCUGUAACCGAUCGAGUCGUUGUGUGUUGUCGGCGUGCGACCGCGUAACGGUGCGCCC
Messenger RNA from Aphanomyces invadans, 1586 nucleotides. RefSeq lists its product as hypothetical. The transcript has 7 exons. The coding region runs from base 62 to 1528 and encodes 488 amino acids. Gene Ontology annotation, molecular function: metal ion binding. NCBI's taxonomy places the organism in Eukaryota, Oomycota, Saprolegniomycetes, Saprolegniales, Verrucalvaceae. The record is from RefSeq and is a predicted model, not a curated record.